AUGGAAUCCAAGAUUGAACCAAAGACAUCCAACAUUUCAAUAAUCAAGAAAGAUUCAGUUAGUGAUGGUACAACUCAAUUUAUUACAACUAAUGAACCAAGAAAGAAAGUAAGUAAAGCAUGUGAUUAUUGUAAGAAAAGGAAAUAUAAAUGUAGUGGAAUUGCACCAUGUAAUCUUUGUACUAAGAAGAAGAUUCAAUGUCAAUUCAGUAGCAUUGAUGGUAGAAGUAAGAAAGGAAGUAUCACCAGACAUCAUAACCAACAACAACGAGAACUACAACAACAACAAGAAGCAUCAAGAACAACGAUGAUGACAUCCAGUCGAUCAAAUGGAUCAACCAAUUCAACUGUAACAGAUACAACCAGUCAAAUAUCAAGACAUGAAUUACCAAUAAUGGAAGUAUCUCCAGGUACAAUACGAUAUGAUCCAACAGUACCUCAACAACAAAUGUCAAUUGGUCAACAACGAAUCUAUCCAACUCAAGUUCCAUUCCCUCACUAUCAAGAAUAUCAACCAUCACAACAACAACAACACCAACUACCACCACCUCCACAACUAAACCAGAAUGGAAGAAGCGGAUACACACCCCUCCAACCCACCUUUUCAUCCAUCUCAUCAAUCAACACCACCACAACAGCACCAUUACCACCACCAGUACCUUCCUCAUCCCGAAUGGACAAUACCAAUACAACAUCCAGUAAUAAUUCAAAUGCAAGCACUUCCAUAUCAAAUCCAUCUCCCGGAUCAAAUGAUGGAAGAUUAACCCCAGGGGGGUCGGAUCGGUAUAUUCCAAAAAGCUUACAACCUUUGUUAUCAUUCCCAUUAGAGGAAACAAAGGGAGCAGGGAGGGAGAAGGAUGAUAGUAGUGGCACGACUUCCAAUUCAGAAGAGGAUGAUGAGGCGGAGCCGAAUAAUAAGACACAGGAAGGUGGUGGUGUGCAGAUUGAGAAAUCGAUUUCGGGGAAUAGUCUGAAUGGAAUAAGAGAUGGGGAUGAAGUUGUGAGAAAGAGGCGAAGAUCGGAAUUGAGUGAUCAUAGUGAUAGUAGAAAGCGACAGGAACACCAGCAACAGUCGCAAGAGGUCCUGGGAGGAGGCAGUGGAGGAGGGAGUGUUACUUCCCCAACGGGUAGUACUAAAAGUGCUGGCGCAGCUUCUGAAACAUCAGGUCCGAAACCAAAAAAGGGAUUAUCAAAUGAUAGAGGUAAAAGCACGAGAUUAUUAUAUGAUUCAGCCGGUAAUCUCCGAUACAUCGGAGAAAGCAGUCCACUAUCCCUCCUAUUCGAUUGUCGUAACAUCUUCACCGCCACCAUCGGACAAUCAGAAUUCACCGGUGAUCCUCAGGGGGUAAAUAUAAUCGAUGGUGCUGGGAUCAUAAAUCAAAGAACCCCCAUGCAAUUACCCAAACGGGAACAUUGUAAUAUCAUGGUGAAAUUCUUUGAAAAUAACAUAAAUCAAACCUGGUACGUCUUCAACAUGAAACAUUUCAAAGUCUACGUCGUUGACUACAUCUAUGACAACCCCAUCAGGGCUGAACCGGAAAAACUCGCGCUAUUACAUCUCGUCCUCGCCGUGGGGUUAUUAUUCGCCGAAAAAGCCCAAAACUACCUCAUUGAAGAACUCGAACCCACAAAAGUCACCAGUAUGGAUUUCUUUGAGAGUGGGUUUAAUCUAAUGCGAAACAUCAUCGAUGAUGGGAAAUUAUGGCUCCUGCAGGCCUAUUUCUUGAUUUAUUUCUAUUAUCAAUCCACCUCCAAGAGAAGUUCAAGUUGGUUGAUGUUAAGUACUGCAAUUAGGAAUGCUCAGGCGUUGGGAUUACAUCGAAAAGUCAUAAAUGAAUCAUUCCGAGAUCAGGAUUAUAUCACCCAUAGAAGAAAAUUAUGGAAGAGUUUAUAUAUUUGUGAUCGAAUUUCUUCGAUUUUAUUGGGGAGACCAUUGUUGAUUAGUGAUUAUGAUUGGGAUGAUUUUGAAUUUGGGAAUAAUACUAUGGUUUAUCAUGUGGAUGGGAGUGUGAAUUUGGUAGAUACUUGUUUGAAUCAAAAUGCUCAUUUGGCAAGCAUAUUGGGCAAGAUUAUUCAACAUUUUUAUAUUGAUGGGAUUGUUGAUUUAAGAAGAGCGGAAAGGAUAGCUAUUGAUUUGAAAUUAUGGUCGAUUAAUCUACCGUCGGAUGUUCAGAUUGAUAAGAUGUUAGUUGAUUAUCGUCCUAAUCAUGCCCCAUCGCCUACUGAUGAAGCAGUGAGGAAUAUCAAGCGAGAUAAUUAUUCUUUGUUGUUGAUGCAUAUGUCACAAUUAUAUGGGAUUAUGUUAUUGGGAAAACCGUUUUUCAUGUAUCAAUUAUUUAAAAGAAAGAAUGAGGCACCGAAUUAUCAUAGUAGGAGAAGUAAACAAGAAGCAAUCAUGUCUAAUUUUUGUUCCGCCAGUAUUAAAUCUUCAGUAUUAAUGAUUCAAUUGAUUCAUUUUUAUAAAGAACAUAAUCCACAAAGAAUGGAACUGUACGUCACCGUGAAUUGUUGCUUCAAGGCAGCAUUGAUACUUGGAUUGACGAUCUUGUAUAGACAGACUAAUGAAUAUGAACCCGAUGAAUAUACUAUUGAUAUCUUAGCCGAGAAAUUAAUGAUUGCGAAAUCGAUUUUGUUGUUUUAUAGUAGUGUUAGUGCCACAUCGGCCAGGUUCCAUAGUAUUAUCACCAAGAUGUACAAGGCAUUAGAAACCGCAUUCAGACAACCCAAGAAACAACCCACCACCAAGAAGUCAGAACCAGUGUUCCAACCACAACAAUAUUCAACAUAUCCAAUGAGAAGCAUAAGUGAACACACCCAAAUCCCAAUCCCAACCCCAUUUCAACAAAACGGCUCACCCAUGGUCUCAACCCCAUUCCUAUCACACACCCACUCCCACCGCACCCAACCAGGUGGACAUCAACAUCCCUUACAACAAGAACAAACCCAAACAUCAGACCUAAACCUAGAUCAAGGCUUCGAAAGCCCGGAAUCCGUCACUUCUAACCCGCCAACACAAUUUGCUAGGGGUGCUGGGAUUGUUCAAUCACAACUCCAAUCCCCACUGAGUUUCCCCACGACGUUUGAGAUUGCCACCACGAGUGAAUUAGAGAAUUUGAUGAAUUUUCAACAGUUUUUUGUGCCUUCAGUUACGAAUUCGUUGAUGUCUGGACAAGAAGGCGGACGAAAACCACAAGAGAGACGAGAAGAGGAGGGGAAUAACAAUGGUACUGGUGGUGCGGUUGGUGUGAAUGGUGGCGGAGUAGGAGAACAGACGUUGGAUGCGUUUAUGUAUAAUAUCGGUAUUAAUGAUUUACUUUUUGAAGGAAGUACCCAUCUCAACUAA
Hemisphaericaspora subhashii is the source of this 3342-nucleotide messenger RNA. It is a transcript of the gene ZCF25, whose product is annotated as Zcf25p. The record is from RefSeq and is a predicted model, not a curated record. Gene Ontology annotation, molecular function: DNA binding; zinc ion binding; DNA-binding transcription factor activity, RNA polymerase II-specific. Gene Ontology annotation, biological process: DNA-templated transcription; regulation of DNA-templated transcription. NCBI's taxonomy places the organism in Eukaryota, Fungi, Ascomycota, Pichiomycetes, Serinales, Debaryomycetaceae. Bases 1 to 3342 code for a protein of 1113 amino acids. The transcript has a single exon.